Molecule: messenger RNA, 1530 nt
Organism: Postia placenta MAD-698-R-SB12
Lineage: Eukaryota; Fungi; Basidiomycota; Agaricomycetes; Polyporales; Adustoporiaceae
Exons: 6
Coding region: 1-1530 (509 amino acids)
Biological process (GO): regulation of alternative mRNA splicing, via spliceosome
Cellular component (GO): nucleus
Source: RefSeq, a predicted model, not a curated record
AUGUCUUACUCCACCGGCACAUCCGCAUUCACUCUCUUCCCUACCGCAACGGCUUCGCCGAACGCGUUCAGCAUCUUCGUCGCCACGCAGUCACCUCGCGACACCCAUAUUAUGCACGAGGACAUGCGUAACCUCCUGCGGCCUUCGAGCACACAGAAUGUGCGGAGAGUCAGCGCCUCGUCGCAGAAGACCCGUGGCCUCAAAAAGUUCUUCGGGAUUCAUACUCGCGUCAAACACCGUGAGGGCAUAGAGACCGAGAGUCUGCCCAGUCACGCGAGACGACAGAGACCAAAUCAAAACACUUUCGUUGCGAAGCGGCUCGCCGGGCCCGCCCAGAAGCAGCUGAAGCACAUCCAGCUGGGCGUUGGAACGCCUCGCUCGCGCAGCGCAAUGGACCUCCCUUCAGCGCGAGAGAUUGAACUCGAGACGCUCCUCAGGGAGCGCGACGCGCAGGUGGCAGAACUGACGGACGAGGUCACUCAGCUACGGCAGUACCUCUCGACGCAACCUGGUCCGCCGACGGCGGAUUCUAUCUCCCUCCCGCCAGCCCUCGUGUCCCUUCUGUUACCCCACAUCAACGACCGCUCAUCUCAGUCGUCGUCGAACACCGUGACCGCUGCUCUCGUGCAGCGAACAAAGGUCCUCCAGCAGGAAAAUGACGAGCUGUAUGAGCUUCUCAAAAGCGGAGAGACGGGGAAGUUGAAGGAAGACGUCCGUGCUCUCCGGCGGGUCGUCCAGAAAUUGGAAGGCGCACUGAAAGAAUCUCACCAAGUGAUUUCCUCUCUCUCAUCCGAGCUCGAGAAAUCCCACGAGACAAUCAUGGCGAACGGCCGUCCCGCGGCCGCUCCCAAAGUCAAUCCUCAUUCCCAAUCUCCCAUUCCCAGAAACAUGUACCAACAGCCUCCUCACCUAUCCUCCGCCAAUGGCGCAAGCAAGCUGCCACCCACCGGGCCGCGCGCACACAAAAAGCCGCGGCUUUCCGAGUCGCACACCCCUCCCGCGCCCCAGGGCAUGCCGCUGCACUCGGGGCCCAAGAGCGGCCACGCCCAAUCGGGCUCUUCUGCGCGUGGCGACUCGCGCGAGCGCCGCGGUUCGGUCGACCGCAAACCGGUCAUCGGCAUGGAUAUCGACGAGGACCAGCGCACUCGGCCGCGGUCACCUGAUCGAGACCGUGAGCGCGACCGUCCGAGCCGCGGAGAGCGGGAGAGGGAGCGUGCGCGGGAGAGAGAGCUCGACCGCGAGCGUACACGCGACCGGGAGCGCGUGAGAGAGAGAGACAGGGACCGUGACCGAGACCGUGAUCGCGACCGGUCCCGACGGAAUGGCGGCGGUGGCGGCGGCGGAGGUGGUGGUGGCGGAGGGCGCGGGGGGCGCCGCGGACGGGGCCACAAUGCGAAUUCUAACGCCAACUCCAAUGCCACCGCCAGCACCAACGCCAACGCCAUCGUCAUCGCCAAUGUCAAUAAACCCAACUCGAACGCUGCAUACGAUAGCGCAGACCGGACGUUAGCGGAGAGGAUGGGACUUUGA